AUGGAUGCAAGUGAGCUGAAAUGCCUUGUGGGAUUUGUAGCUCGAACCUCGCUCAGUCAGAUGAGUACUUUAGUAAUUGCGAUGACUGAACCACUUUGACAGUAAUGACAAAUUGUUUGCGAAUUUCAGUGUAACUCAAACAAUCUUCAAAGUAAUGGGAUUAGCUUGGGAAAGUUAUUGAGAACCAGUUAGCAUGAGGCAGCAGCCAGCCAGGCAGCGCUGCGUCACCCGUUGAAGUGAAUAGUCUGUUCCACCCAGUCUUGUUCCAGCUUGUCUCACACUCUUUAAUUCCCCUCUUUGUUGUGUCAUAAGUCUUUCCCAUCCAUGGCCACAACACAUUGACUUCAAUGGUUGAAUGUUUGGAAACAAUGGGAACAUUUGGGAAUUUGGUAGACUGUGUGUGUAGGUCUGUGUGUGUGUGUCUUAGUGUUGUCAAGGUGGGUUUAGGAAGGCAUGGCUGUUUGAAGUAUAGUGUUGGUCGUCUGACAGGAAAGUGUUGUGCGGAUAGUAGGUCUAGUUGGUGAGUAGGGGAGAUGAGGGGUGGCCAAAUGUUGACUCUGUUUCAUCCAAAAAAGGUGCAAAAUAAAAAGAUAGCUUUAUGAGGUGUUGUAAAGAAGAAAGGCUGCCUUGCAUGUAGGCCGGUGAAUGAGAGGGGCAAUCCCUCACACAUCACUCUUCCUAUCGGGAGAUUUCACAUGCUGGAUAAGAGGUAGCCUAUCGAAAACCGUCAUCAUGUAACCAUGAGGCCAAGAGGAUAUUAACCACAGGUAAUUACUAUUACCCCCCCACCACCCUCCACACAGAGAAGCCCUGCCUUCCUGUCUCUGUUAGGAGAAAAACAUAUGGGAGUAAAUAUUACAUUAAAAAAACUGCAUCAGAUUCUGCACAGUUGUAUUUAUAGAGUUAGCAUUUACAAUAGUAAAACAUUAAGGUUUUCUGAGUGCGAUGAUUGCACAAACUCCGCUGUAGGUGAACUUGCUGCGUUAUGCUCCACAUUAUCUGUCAGUGUGUGUGUGUGUGUGUGUGUGUGUGUGUGUGUGUGUGUGUGUAUGUAUGUGUGUGUGUGUGUGUGUGUGUGUGUGUGUGUUUGCUGUAUAGUCCACGGCUGUGUGUCGUUCUAGUAAGGGUGUGAUAAUUCCUCCCAGAUUGUGUGUGCGCAUGCACUGGUGUGCGCUCAUGUGUUUGUGUGUGACCCCCUCUUGCCUGUGCGUUUGGUGUUGCUGUUUUUAUGGAGCCAUCUCCUGGACAGUAGCCUGGUUUUAUCACAGCCUUUCCUUUCAAAGAGGCUCCCAAUGACAGGAAGGACUCCUCCUCCCAACAGGGCAGGAAGGCUGGAGGGGUGAGAGAGGUACAGAGGGGGAGGGAUAUGGGACAGGCCAGGCAGGGGAAGGGAGGUGAGGGAGGAGGGGGGAGGAGGGGUGUUGCAGGUAUUAAACUGAAGACAGCUGAUGAAAGGAAGUGCCACUGUUCCACAUUUGACUGAAAUCUCAUCCCCCCCCCCGCAUGCACAUGCACGCACGCACACAGCACACACACAUACACAGUCAGCAUAUCCUCUCCUGGGGUUCAGGCCUAUCUUUUUCCUAUAGAUUAUCUGUACAAAUAGGCCUAUAACCAUCCAUUAACCUCUACGGGAUCGGUGUCCCAUAUACGGGACAGUUGAGCUAACGUGCGCUAAUGUGAUUAGCAUGACUGUUGUAAGUAACAGCAAACUUUCCAGGACAUAGACAUGUCUUAUAUGGGCAGAAAGCUUACAUUAUUGUUAAUCUAACUGCACUGUCCAAUUUACAGUAGCUAUUACAGUGAAUAAAUACCAUGCUAUUAUUUGAGGAGAGUGCACAACAACUGUCACGCCCUGACUCAGGGGACGCUUAUAUGUUGAGUCAGGGUGUGCAUAUUCCUUGUUGUGCUUGUUCUAUGUAUGAGGAUCUAGUAUGUCUAGUUCUAUGUUGGCCGGUGUGGUUCCCAAUCAGAGGCAGCUGUCGCUCGUUGUCUCUGAUUGGGGACCAUACUUAAGCAGCCUAUUGGCACUGUCUAGUUGUGGGAUCUUGUUCCUUGUAAGGUAUGUUGUGUGUUCUACCUUGGACUUCACGUUUAGUUUUGGUUUGUUAUUUUGUCAUGGGUUUAUAAAUCAACAUGUACGUAUAUCACGCUGCACCUUGGUCUGACCCGUCAUUCAACGAACAUGACAGAAGAUCCCACCAAACGAGGACCAAGCAGCGUGCCCAGGAGGAGCGAAUAGCCAUGUCACAGGUGGCCGAUUUGUGGUCAUGGGAAGAUAUAUUUGCGGGGAAAGGACCAUGGGCUAAGGUAGAUGCCCAGGCAGGAGAGGAGCAACGGCAACACGGAGGAGGCCGGUCGAGGAGGAAGCCCGAGAAGCAGCCCCAAUAACAUUUUUUGGGGGGGGGCACACAGGGGUGGUUGGCGGAGCCUAGGGUUAGAGCAGAGCCAACUCCCCGUACUCACGCGAAGAGGCGUAUGACUGGGCAAGCUCCGUGUUAUGCGGAGCUACGUACUGUGUCGCCAGUGCGCCGGCACAGUCCUGUACGUCCUGUGCUUGCACCACGCACGUGCUGUGCGAAGAUGGGCAUCCAGCCAGGACGGGGUGUGCCGGCUCAACGCUCCUGGUCUCCAGUAUGCCUCCUCGGUCCCGCAUAUCCUGCGCCAGUUCUACGAACUGUAUCGCCAGUGUGCGUGCACAGCCCAGUGCGUCCUGUGCCAGCGCCCCGCACGUGUAGUGCGAAAGUGGGCAGCCAGCCAGGACUGGUUGUGCCAGCUCUCCGCUCCAGACCUCCAGUCCGCCUUCACAGUCCGGUCCGGCCCGUUCCUACUCCUCGCACCAAGCCAGUGGUGCGCGUCGCGAGUCCGGCCCGGCCUGUUCCGGCUCCUCGCACCAAGCCAGUGGUGCGCGUCGCCAGCCCGGCCCGGCCUGUUCCUGCUCCUCGCACCAAGCCAGUGGUGCGCGUCGCCAGUCCGGCCCGGCCUGUUCCUGCUCCUCGCACCAAGCCAGUGGUGCACGUCGCCAGCCCGGACCGGCCUGUUCCUGCUCCUCGCACCAAGCCAGUGAUGCGCGUCGCCAGUCCGGCCCGGCCUGUUCCUGCUCCUCGCACCAAGCCAGUGGUGCGCGUCGCCAGCCCGGCCCGGCCUGUUCCUGCUCCUCGCACCAAGCCAGUGGUGCGCGUCGCCAGCCCGGCCCGGCCUGUUCCUGCUCCUCGCACCAAGCCAGUGGUGCGCGUCGCCAGUCCGGCCCCGCCUGUUCCUGCUCCUCGCACCAAGCCAGUGGUGCGCGUCGCCAGUCCAGCCCGGCCCGUACCUGCUCCUCGCACCAAGCCAGUGGUGCGUGUCGCCAGUCCGGCCCGGCCCGUUCCUGCUCCUCGCAGCAAGCCAGUGGUGCGCGUCGCCAGUCUGGCCCGGCCCGUUCCUGCUCCUCGCACCAAGCCAGUGGUGCGCGUCACCAGUCCGGCCCUGCCUGCUCCUCGCACCAAGCCAGUGGUGCGCGUCGCCAGUCCGGCCCGUUCCUGCUCCUCGCACCAAGCCAGUGGUGCGCGUCGCCAGUCCGGCCCGGCCCGUUCCUGCUCCUCGCACCAAGCCAGUGGUGCGCGUCGCCAGUCCGGCCCGGCCCGUUCCUGCUCCUCGCACCAAGCCAGUGGUGCGCGUCGCCAGUCCAGCCCGUUCCUGCCCCUCGCACCAAGCCAGUGGUGCGUGUUCCUAGUCCGGCCCGGCCCGUGCCUGCUCCUCGCUCCACUCCGGAGCCAGAGCAGUCCGCUCCACCGUUGCCUGAUCCAGCUCCGGUCAGCGGCUCCACUCCGGAGCCAAAGCAGUCCGCUCCACCGGUGCCUAGUCCGGCUCCGGUCAGUGGCUCCAGUCUAGACCAUGACGUCAGCCCCUCUCCAGGUUCGGGGUCUCCCACACCAGGGUCCAGACAGGGCCUGGCGUAUCGUGGGAGGAAGGAGAGGGGAAGCAACGUGCCGAGGUCUAGACCAGACCAGGGGCGCAACAGGGAGGCGGAGAAUGAGAGGUCGUCACACCCCGAGCCGGAUCCGCCUCCGAGGCGGAAUGCCCACCCGGCCCCUACCCUGUUAUGUUUAUGUUGUGCGGUCGGAGUCCGCACCUUUGGGGGGGGGGGGGGUACUGUCACGCCCUGACUCAGGGGACGCUUAUAUGUUGAGUCAGGGUGUGUAUAUUCCUUGUUGUGCUUGUUCUAUGUAUGAGGAUCUAGUAUGUCUAGUUCUAUGUUGGCCGGUGUGGUUCCCAAUCAGAGGCAGCUGUCGCUCGUUGUCUCUGAUUGGGGACCAUACUUAAGCAGCCUAUUGGCACUGUCUAGUUGUGGGAUCUUGUUCCUUGUAAGGUAUGUUGUGUGUUCUACCUUGGACUUCACGUUUCGUUUUGUUAUUUUGUUGUAGGUUUAUAAGUUAAUAAACAUGUACAUAUAUCACGCUGUGCCUUGGUCUGACCCGUCAUUCAACGAACGUGACAACAACAAAAAACUUAUCACGGCAACUGGUUUGAUACAUUCACCUCUGAAGGUAAAUAAUGGACUUACAUUCAGUAAUCUUGCUCUGAUUUGACAUCCUAAGGGUCCCAGAGAUAAAAUGUAGUGUAGUUUUGUUUGAUAAAAUCAAUUUUUAUAUUCAAAUGUAGGAACUGGGUUCUACAGUUUGAACCCCUGCUGUCUCUGGCUGCACACCCACCCCGCCCGGCCAUCUAGAUGUGUGAAAGUUAGUGUAUAAGCUAAUGAUCCAUCAUGUAUGACAUUCCUGGGAGUGUGUAAACUUACAUUUUGUAUUACCAUAUUUUUGUAUGUUCUCUAUAGUUAUGUACUUGAAAAUGUAUCAGUUGUCCAAUUCGGCACAUUUGGGCAGACUUGAUACAAAAUAGUCCAGAGGUUAAAUCAUUUCAUACAUUCAUACUGCCCACAGCAUGCUUAGUUCAAAGAGUGAGUGGUAAUGGUAGAGGAUAUGGGUUUGAAGACACACAUGGGAUUAUUUUUCCUGUUUGUUGGUAUGUACCGGAUGGGAUGACUGUUAAUGUAGUCUCCAUUUUCUCCCUCAGAUCAGGCUUUAGGUGGUGUGUGUGUUGUUCUCCUGUUUCAUACUGAAAGUCACACUGAAAACCGCUACACACAUUUCAACAUGUUCAUACGUUGAAGCCAGCCCACACUCACACACAUUCACAAACACACACACAUUCCACAGCACACUCCAGAACAUUUUGUGAGGCGAGAAGUUAUGUAAAAGGUAAAUUUGCUAACCAAAUUAGUCUUUGGAGACCUGACAGCACCAUAGAUUGGAGCAUGGCCAAGUUAAAACUGAGCGCUUACAGUCUUGUACUGAGAUAAUAAUGUUGCCACAACAGAAAUGUCUAGAAAAUGCCAUUGCAUAUUGAUAAUUAGAACUACAUAACGUCAUGGGACCUGACCAGGGGAAACUACUAUUAUGUAUUUACCAGGUAUAACUAGGACAUGGAGUUUUUCCUGGUCAGAUCACUUGGUCAGGAAAAACUACUGCCCCUAGAACUAUUUUGUUGAUCAUCCAAAAUGUGCCUCUUGUAAGGAUUAUUAGAGAAAAAUACAAGGGAAGGCAAACGUAGACAAAAUCACAAGGCCACUUUAAGAAAUAUAGACUUGUGUAGAUACUCCAUAGUAACAUCCAUCGGAGAGGGUCUGUCAGCCCCCUAUUCUGGCUGAAGCCCAACCCUGAGACGUCUGAGCUGCUCCUCAGGCGAUGUGUCACACUGUCGCCCACACAACCACGCUGAAGACAGCGAAUGAAUGGAGCCCUUCAUCAUGGCAUACAUUCAACACGCUGUGUGUGUGUGUGUGUGUGUGUGUGUGUGUGUGUGUGUCCCCACAAGAAUAGUAAACAAAAUGUUUUUGGACCAACUGGGGACAUUUUGCCAGUACCCACAAGGAAAAAGCGUUAGGGUCAGGAUUAUAAUUAUAUUAGGGUUAGAAUUAGGGUUAGGGUUUAAAGGUUAGGGUUAGGGCUAGGGCUAGGGGUUAGGGCUGGGGUUAAGGUUAGGGUAAGGGUUAGGGGUUAAGGAAAAUAUUACUUUGAAUGGGACUAAAUGUGUCACCUCCCCACAAGGUUAGUGAAACAAGCAGUGGUGUAAAAAGUACUCAAAGUCAUACUUGAGUAAAAGCAAAAAUACCUUAAUAGAAAAUGACUCAAGUAAAAGUGAAAGUCACACAGUAAAAUACUACUUGAGUAAAAGUCUAAAAGUAUUUAGUUUUAAAUAUACUUAAGUAUCAAAACUAAAUGGAAAAGUAUAAAUAAUUUAAACUUCCUUAUAUUAAGCAAACCAGAUGGCACAAUUUUAUUGUUUUCUUUUUAUUGACGGAUAACCAGGGGCACACUCCAACACUCAGACAUAAGUUAAAAACGAAGCAUUUGUGUUUAGUGAGUCCGCCAUAUCAGAGGCAGUAGGGAUGACCAGGGAUGAUCUCUUGAUAAGUGUGUGAAUUAGACCAUUUUCCUGUCAAAAUGUAACGAGUACUUUUGGGUGUUAGGGAAAAUGUAUGGAGUAAAAAGUACAUUAUUUUCUUUAGGAAUGUAGUGAAGUAAAAGUAAAAGUUGCCAAAAAUAUCAAUAGUAAAGUAAAGUACAGAUACCCCAAAAAACUACUUAAGUAGUACUUUCAAGUAUUUUUACUUAAGUACUUUACACCACAGGAAACAAGACUGUGUAUGUGUGUGUGUGUGUGUGUGUGUGCGUGUGCUUGCGCGCGCAUGCUGGAUAUUUCUCACCUCUAGAUCCAUGUGACAUACAGUAACCUCCGUAAAUUGGUUAGCAUGUCUUGGGGGUAUGAUAUUUGUGUGUCUGUAACUUUCUCACUCAUCAUUAUUCACGAUUCAUUUAAGAUUAUCCAUAAUCAUGGUAGCAUCCACAUUAAUGUGGAAGUGUUUAGAAACAUAUUCUAUUCUUAUAUACAAUAAAAGUGACUCCAAAAUGACACAAUACAUAAUUUACCAUUAUUUUCUAUUGGGCACAAAAUAAUCUGAAACAUAACCAAAACAAACAGCAAAUGCAUCCAACAAAUGUGUAGAGUAGUCAUUGAAUGCUAUGAAUAUGAGACCAAAUACUUUUAACUACUUUAAUGCACAUACAGUUGAAGUCGGAAGUUUACAUACACCUUAGCCAAAUACAUUUAAACUCCGUUUUUCACAAUUCCUGACAUUUAAUUCCCUGUCUUAGGUCAGUUAGGAUCACCACUUUAUUUUAAGUAUGUGAAAUGUCAGAAUAAUAGUAGAGAGAAUGAUUUAUUUCAGCUUUUUAUUUCUUUCAUCACAUUCCCAGUGGGUCAGAAGAUUACAUACACUCAAUUAGUAUUUGGUAGCAUUGCCUUUAAAUUGUUUAACUUGGGUCAAACGUUUCGGGUAGCCUUCCACAAGCUUCCCACAAUAAGUUGGGUGAAUAUUGGCCCAUUCCUCCUGACAGAGCUGGUGUAACUGAGUCAGGUUUGUAGGCCUCCUUGCUCGCACACGCUUUUUCAGUUCUGCCCACAAAUGUUCUAUAGGAUUGAGGUCAGGGCUUUGUGAUGGCCACUCCAAUAUCUUGACUUUGUUGUCCUUAAGCCCUUUUGCCACAACUUUGGAAGUAUGCUUGGGGUCAUUGUCCAUUUGGAAGACCCAUUUGCGACCAAGUUUUAACUUCCUGACUGAUGUCUUGAGAUGUUGCUUCAAUAUAUCCACAUAAUUUUCCUUCCUCAUGAUGCCAUCUAUUUUGUGAAGUGUACCAGUCCCUCCUGCAGCAAAGCACCCCCACAGCAUGAUGCUGCCACCCCGUGUUUCAUGGUUGGGAUGGUGUUCUUCGGCUUGCAAGCGACCCCCUUUUUCCUCCAAACAUAACGAUGGUAAUUUUGGCCAAACAGUUCUAUUUUUGUUUCAUCAGACCAGAGGACAUUUCUCCAAAAAGUACGAUCUUUGUCCUCAUGUGCAGUUGCAAACCGUAGUCUGGCUUUUUUAUGGCGGUUUUGGAGCAGUGGCUUCUUCCUUGCUGAGUGGCCUUUCAGGUUAUGUCGAUAUAGGACUCGUUUUACUGUGGAUAUAGAUACUUUUGUACCUGUUUCCUCCAGCAUCUUCACAAGGUCCUUUGCUGUUGUUCUGGGAUUGAUUUGCACUUUUCGCACCAAAGUACGUUCAUCUCUAGGAGACAGAACGCGUCUCCUUCCUGAGCGGUAUGACAGCUGCGUGGUCCCAUGGUGUUUAUACUUGCGUACUAUUGUUUGUACAGAUGAACGUGGUACCUUCAGGCAUUUGGAAAUAGCUCCCAAGGAUGAACCAGACUUGUGGAGGUCUACAAUUUUUUUUUCAAAUUAUGUCAAUUAGCCUAUCAGAAGCUUCUAAAGCCAUCACAUCAUUUUCUGGAAUUUUCCAAGCUGUUUAAAGGCACAGUCAACUUAGUGCAUGUAAACAUCUGACCCACUGGAAUUGUGAUACAGUGAAUUAUAAGUGAAAUAAUCUGUCUGUAAACAAUUGUUGGAAAAAUUGCUUGUGUCAUGCACAAAGUAGAUGUCCUAACUGACUUGCCAAAACUAUAGUUUGUUAACAAGAAAUUUGUGGAGUGGUUGAAAAAACGAGUUUUAAUGACUCCAACCUAAGUUGACUCCAACCCAACUUCCGACUUCAACUGUAAGUGAAUUUACCCCAAUACUUUUGAUGUCCUAAAAUGGGUGGACUAUGUACAAAAAGUGCUGUAAUUUGUAAACGGUUCACCCGAUAUGGAUGAGAAUACCCUCAAAUUAAAGCUGAUAGUCUGCACUUUAACCUUAUAGUCAUUGUUUGAGUUCAAAUAAUGUAUUUUUAGUGUAGAGCCAAAAUAAGAAAAUUGCUUCACUGUCCCAAUAAUUAUGGAGGGCACUGUAUAUGACAUAUGGAUGAAAAGUUAGCGUAAGGUAUUGACUAAAGCUUCUUCACGGGUCGGCUGUUGUAGCAACCAAACUGUACUAACUCAGGCUAUAGUCUACAUUGACAACAAAAAAAGUAUUGUGUAACUGACAAGCCUGUAUCUACAGUACAUUGAGGUUAAUUCAGAAAUCUAAUAAGUCAAGAAAACGCUUUUGACACCUUGUAGAGUCCAUGCCCCAGCAAAUUCAGUCAAAAACGGGGGACGACACCUUCAGAAGGGGGGACCUUCAGACGACUAUUUUGAGGCCUGUGGGCAUCCUAGAGCAAACCAACAACAUGUACGUGUUCAUGAGAGUCUCCCCUUUCCACAGAGUGGUGUCAAGUGUGUAGUCCAAACGGUUUCGGACGCUACAGACAGAAGUUGGCAGAUCGGCUGUACUGACUUCAGACAAGUCCCAAUUCGCUUGUGGGGGUCAAAGAGUAAACACCAUCGUGUACGUGAGAAUCUCAUCGUUCCAUAGAGGGGUCCUAAUUUGUUUGGGCAAACCGUUUGGACACCAGACGAUUUUGUGAGAAGACCAAUUUUUGGGAUGUCUUAUGGUCUGACAAACACCACUCUAGUUCUGUCACCACCUUUCACCACAGAUGCAGAAGUGCGACAUCGGUGGAUGCGGUGGAUUGAGACGCACCCAAUGCAGAUAUAUCUAACUUAAACUGACAGAUUUGUAUGGGGAUUUUUUAUUAUAUGCUUUCUUGAGUUCUUAGAUUAAUUGUGACUAUUUUGAGGAAGUGCAAAAAACUGGCUACAGAGUCUCAAGAUGGGCAAACAGUACUAUUGCCGCUUUUUUCUCAUUUUUCAAGCAAAGGUAUUUUAAGGGAGAAUGCCAGCACACUCUUUCGGUUUGCCAAGCCAAACCGAAACAUGCUGAAGGCUUAAGACAGACCUACAGUAUGCUGCAUGGUGGAAAGACAGAGAAAGAGGGGGAUAGAUAGGUGAGAGUGUGAAGCCCAACUGAAGGUAGAAAGUGGUGCAUAUGAGUGACGGGGGGGGGAUUAUGAAGACAAGGGGCCUUGUAGUGGGUUCACCUAACCCCCUCCCUCCCUCCUCUGCACACAGAAGCCAUGGCGAGACAGAGGGGAUUAGGGGUAAAAUGAUAUAUGCCAUUUAGCAGACGCUUUUGAAUGGUGAUGGUUUUGCUGUACCUGCCCUCCACACCACCACCCUUCAUCAGAGCCCAGGCUGACACACGGCACUCAGGACAAGGAUUGUUAUGCUAAUUGAGUCCCAGGCUGAUAAGGAAGGCCUCAGGUUUCACAGGAGCUUUUGUUUUCUAAACAGUGACGUGUCACGCUGAGGAGACAUACUGGAGGAGAGCAGAGCGAGAGAAUAAAGCCCUUUGAAUGAGGGAGAGAGAGAGGGAGAUAGGGGGAGAGCGAAAGAGAGCAAACUGCAGGUAACUAAAGCAACAAAGCGAAAAAGGUGGAAGGAGGUAGAGAGGGGUAGACAAGGAGGGAGAGAGGGAGGUGGGAGAGAGCGAGUGGGAUAAAGUGAGAUGGAGGGAGUGGUGCGGAGUGGAUCUGGUCUAAUUUAUUUUCUGUUGGUAGUCUUAUGGAGGUGUGCUGAGUGAUGUAGUGACAAGCCAUGAGGUGAGCCAUGGGUGAAGAGCAAGAGAGAGAGAGACAGAGAGAUGGAAAAGGAGAGAGGCAUUUUUUCAGGCUUAGGCUCUCUUCCAGUCAGGUGGAUCUGGGAUUGUCCCUCUCUCUUUCUCUGCAUUUCAGUGUACAUAAUAUGUACAUACAGUGCCUUCAGAAAGUAUUCACACCCUUUGACUUCUUACACAUUGUGAUACAGCCUGAAUCAAACAUUUAUUAAAUUUAUAUUUUGUGUCACUGGCCUACACACAAUAACCCAUCAUGUCAAAGUGGAAUUAUGUUUUUAGAAAUGUUGACAAAUUAAUUAAAAAUGAAAAACUGAAAUGUCUUGAGUCAAUAAGUAUUCAACCCCUUUGUUAUGGCAAGCGUAAAUAAGUUCAGGAGUAAAAAUGUGCUUAACACGUCACAUAAUAAGUUGCAUGGACUCACUGUGUGCAAUAAGUGUUUAACAUGAUUUCUGAAUGACUACCUCAUCUCUCUACCCCACACAUACAAUUAUCUGUAAGGUCCCUCAGUCGAGCAGUGAAUGUCAAACACAGAUUCAACCACAAAGACCAGGGAGGUCGUCCUUCCUAACUCAGUCGCCGGAGAGGAAGGAAACCACUCAGGGAUUUCACCAUGAGGCCAAUGGUGACUUUCAAAUCAAAUCAAAUGUUAUUUGUCUCAUGCGCCGAAUACAACAGGUGUAGACCUUACAGUGAAAUGCUUACUUACAAGCCCUUAACCAACAAUGCAGUUUUAAGAAAGAAUCCCCCCCCCCCCCCCCAAAUAAGAAAUAAAAGUAACAAAUAAUUAAAGAGCAGCAGUAAGAUAACAAUAGUAAAAUAACAAUAGCGAGGCUAUAUACAGGGGGUACCGGCACAGAGUCAAUGUGCGGUUUAAACUCUGUAACUUUAAAACAGUUACAGAGUUGAAUGGCUGUGAUAGGAGAAAACAGAGGAUGGAUAAACAUUGUAGUUACUCCACAAUACUAACCUAGUUGACAGCGUAAGAAGGACAUUUCAAAACAUGCAUCCUGUUUGCAAUAAGGCACUAAAGUAAAACUGCAAAAACUUUGUCUCUGACGAGUACAUGAAGAGGCAGGACGCAGACGCAGGAAUUAACAAGGUCAAGGUUUACUUAACAAUGAGAAAGAUAAAUAACAAAGAGAGUAAACGACACAAAGCUUAACAAUCACACACAAAAUCAUACAGAACAGUCCAGGGCUAAAUAGGGGUGGUGAUGAGAUGAGGUGCGCUGGAGGUGAUUAGGGGGCAUUGGGUUUCCAUUCCGGUGUUGCCGAGGUGGUGCGCUCAGACCGGUGGCUCAGUAGACCGGCGAAUCAGAGCGCUGGAGGGGAGCAACGGGAGGAGACGUGACAAUGUCCUGAAUACAAGGUAUUAUGUUUGGGGCAAAUCCAACACAACACUGAGUACCACUCUUCAUAUUUUUAAGCAUGGUGGUAACUGCAUCAUGUUAUGGGUAUGCUUGUCAUUGGCAAGGACUAGGUAUUUUUUGGGAUUCAAAUAAACGGAAUAGAGAUAAGCACAGGCAAAAUCCUAGAGGAAAACCUGGUUCAGUCUGCUUUCCAGCAGACACUGGAAGACAAAUUCACCUUUCAGCAGGACAAUAACCUAAAACACAAGGCCAAAUAUACACUGGAGUUGCUUACCUAGAUGACAUUGAAUGUUCCUGAGUGGACUAGUUACAGUUUUGACUUAAAUCUGCUUGAAAAUCUAUAGCAAUGGCUGUCUAGCAAUGAUCAACAACCAACUUGAAGAAUUGUAAAAAUAAUAAUGUGCAAAUAUUGUACAAUCCAUGUGUACAAAGCUCUUAGACACUUACCCAGAAAGAGUCACAGCUGUAAUUGCUGCCAAAGGUGAUUCAAAUAUGUAUUGACUCAGGGGUGUGAAUACUUAUGUAAAUUAGAUAUAUGUAUUUUUUUUAAACAUUAUGGGGUUUUGUGUGUAGAUGGGUGAGAUUUUUUUAAAUAUUUAAUCAAUUUUGAAUUCAGGCUGUAACACAACAACAUGUGUAAUAAGUCAAGGGGUAUGAAUAUUUUCUGAAGGCACUGUAAUUCACAUUAGCAUUGACAGUCUUACUACACAGCUAAAAUGUACCUUUAACUGUCACAGUAGCAACUAGUCAGUAGGCUAAGCAUGCAAACUAUUCAACUAGCUAUGCAAGCAACUUUUCAUGCAUCUACCAUAUUACACUCUUGAUUAAUGCAACAAAACCAUAUUACACUCUUGAAAAAUGCAACAAUACACAAGCAUGUGCAGACUUUAAAUGUUUUAUUUUCUCAUCCAUACACUCAUUAAUUUAGCUGCAAGACAAUAACACAGCCAAAGUGGCACAAUAGCUAAUGUUAGCUAGCAACAUUUGCUUAAUCAAUUGCCAGAAGAUACCGACCCUACAGCCGUUACUCUUGUUUACACGGAGCUGCACUGAGGUCGGAAUGCAAUCAUGGUUACAUUAAGACACCGUGGAGUCAUAUGGGUCUUAAAACGUACCUCAAUGCAGGGAUGGGAUAUGCCACUGUACUCCAAAUCCACACUGCUCCAUCCAGAAGAUUGAAAUACUGAUAGUUUUCUGGGAAAACUGCCCUUUUCGUCCUCAUGCUAGCUAUCAGUAGCCACAGCAGCCAUUAUGAAAUGGCACAUUGCAUUGAACUACAAAGGAGCUGAUUGGCAGACACGACCAUUCCAAAAUGGCUGGGGUGGCUACUGAUAACUAGGGCAGUUAUUUGUAAAAACAAGCAUUAUUUUUAUCUUCAAUGGAGCAGUGUGGAUAAAGGUACAAUUUGGAGUACAGUGGCAUAUCCCAUCCCUGCAUUGAGGUACGUUUUGUAACCAUGUCUUAAUGUAACUGUCACGCACUUUGAGAGACGGGUCGGACCAAGGUGCAGCGUGAAAAGCGUACAUGUUUAUUAUAUAGAAUAAACAUACAAAACCACGUGACGUGAAAGUCCUAUGGGCUAUACAACAACCAGCCUACACGGAACAAGAUCCCACAAACAAGGACUGCAACCAGGCUACUUAAGUAUGAUCCCCAAUCAGAGACAACGAGCGACAGCUGCCUCUGAUUGGGAAUCAUACCCGGUCAAACAUAGAAGUAUAACAACUAGAAUCUAAACAUAGAUAUACAACAACCUAGAACUAAACAUGCACGCCCUGACCAAACUAACUAGAGUUCUAUAGGUCAGGGCGUGACAGUACCCCCCCCCCCCCCCCCCCCCUCCCCCCCUCCCAAAGGUGCGGACUCCGGCUGCACAAACCUGACUUAACAGGGGAGGGUCCGGGUGGGCUUCCAGCCUCGGUGGCGGCUCCGGGCGUGACGUCUUCUCUUUUACUGCCUCCAUGUUGCACCCCUGAACCGGUCUGGACCUCAAUGCGGAGCUUCCCCUCUCAGUCCUCCCAAAAUGCACCGAUCCCUGUCUGGACCCUGGUGUGAGAGACCCCGAACCUGGAGAGGGGCUGACGUCUGGACCCGGAGUGGAGCCGCUGACCGGAGCUGAACCGGAUCCCGGUGGAGCGGACUACUCUGGCUCCGGAGUGGAGCCGCUGACCGGAGCUGGACUAGGCACCGGUGGAGCGGACUACUCUGACUCCGGAGUGGAGUCGCUGACCCGAGCUGGACUGGGCACCGGUGGAGCAGACCGCUCUAGCUCCGGAGUGGAGCUGCUGACCGGAGCUGGACUGGGCACCGGUGGAACGGGCACGGGCCAUGCCGGACUGGGAACACGCACCACUGGCUUGGUGCGAGGAGCAGGGACGGGCCAUACUGGACUGGGAACACGCGCCACUGGCUUAGUGCGAGGAGCAGGGAGGGGCCGUACUGGACUGGGAACACGCACCACUGGCUUGGUGCAGGGAGCAGGUACGGGCCGUACCGGACUGGGAACACGCACCACUAGCUUGGUGCGAGACACAGGCACAAGGUGUACCGGACUGGGAACUGUCGUUAGAGAUCUCCGACUGUACCAGUCUUUUACUCUCCGCGCCCAGUCCUCCUCCAGUGAGGACUCCUCCUUGAGCCCCCCCGAGUGCAGUGGUUGGGGCUCUUCUCUCUCGAUCCCCUUUAGCCCCCCCCCCCCCCCCCCCCCCCCCUAUUUUCUUGGGGCUGCCUCUCGGGCUUCCUCCUCGGCCGGCGGUGUCACCGUUGCUCCUCUCCUACCCGGGCUUCCUCUGUCUGUUCCCAAGGACGGCAAUCCAACCCAGCCUGGAUCUCCUCCCAUGUCCAAGAUCCCUUACCAUCCAGGAUCUCCUCCCAUGUCCAGGAUAUCUGCUCCUGGCCAUGCUACUUGGUCCUCGUUUGGUGGGAUCUUCUGUCACGCACGUUGAGAGACGGGUCGGACCAAGGUGCAGCGUGAAAAGCAUACAUGUUUAUUAUAUAGAAUAUACAUACAAAACAACGUGACAUGAAAGUCCUAUGGGCUAUACAACAACCAGCCUACACGGAACAAGAUCCCACAAACAAGGACUGCAACCAGGCUACUUAAGUAUGAUCCCCAAUCAGAGACAACGAGCGACAGCUGCCUCUGAUUGGGAAUCAUACCCGGCCAAACAUAGAAGUAUAACAACUAGAAUCUAAACAUAGAUAUACAACAACCUAGAACUAAACAUGCACGCCCUGACCAAACUAACUAGAGUUCUAUAGGUCAGGGCGUGACAGUAACGAUGAUUGCGUUCCGACCUCGCAAUGUUCUGAGAUUCCCUUUUAGCUACAGCAUCAAUUUCAGAGUAACCGGCUUUUACUGCAAUCUCUGGUAAAACCUCAAUAAAAAAAUAUAAGAAAAAUGCCUAAACAUUUCAGCUGUUAAAAAAUAUUGCUCUGCUAUUACAAUUUUUACUGUAGGAGUGUUGGGCUCAACGAGACAAUUAUGUUUACACUGCCCUGCUUGGAGGGAGCCCACUGGGCACAGACGUCAAUUCAACGUCUAUUCCACAUUGGUUCAACGUGAUUUCAUUGAAAUGACGUGGAAACAACGUUGAUUCAACCAGUGUGUGCCCAGUGGGGGGCAACUGUCGGGUGAGCUUUCGAGACAUGACAUGUUUACAUUACAGUAAAAGGUAUUCUCAUUAUUAUUUUUGAUACUGCUCGACAAUCUCUUUCAACUCUCGUCAAGAUAAAAAGGGCCUCAGCCACUACUAAAGCUCUGCUACCAGACCCGAGCCUGAUGGGCCCCGACAUUAUACAUCGGGUUAGGGCCGGGUAGGGCCUGUUUUUUCAUCAAUAACUAGUGUAUGGGUAAGGCUUGGGGGUCACUAAAUUGAUCAUUAACAUUUUGAAGCUGAGCCAUUUGCUUUUGCUCUGCUGCGCAAUACAUAUCAUGGUGUCAGAAGUGCUUCAACCUCAUCAAAUAUAAGACCAGAACAUUGUCCGAGUCCACAGGAGAGAUUAUUUUACCAAAAAUAAUAAUGUUACUUGAGAGUUUUGUCGGAAUGACCAAAAGUAGCUAGUUUACAGCUAGCUGCUCUCUGUCCCGUCAUUGAGCAGAACUGCAAGCAGAGGCGUUACAAUGGAUACUUACACAAGGAGAGCCAUGCACAUAGUGCAUGCAGUGCAGGGAGCGAGUGACAGAAGAGCAGCUAAUGGCUCUAGAAGCCAAAACAGCCAAAUACUCAAUUUAAACAUGAAUCAAUUCUCAAUUAAGGUACGGUUCUAGAAACAUAAAUCCCUCUACUUUCACAUCACAUCAAAAUAAUUUCACAAACGCAAAAUACACACUUACUGUACACUUUUUUUACCGGUUUUAACAAAGUUGCAGCCGACAGUAUUUUUCAGUGACAACACGUUUGUGGCGUCUGUCUUCCAUUUACACACAGGUGUUUGGAGAAGCAUAUAGCUAAUUAGCACAGGUAAACCACUCUGUCUUCCGUCUGUUUUCCGUAAACAUGCGCUGUAACAUGGAAAUAUGGCCAUAUGGGAACCCUAACCCUAUAAAGGUGUGUUUAAAUGUAACCUUUUUUAAUUAUUAUUAUUUCUCGCCGAUAUGAAAGAUAAGGUCCUUAUGCUUCCAAAACCGUACCGCAAGCGAUGCGUGUUAAUGUUCAGACCGAGCGUCGUGGCUCUUAACAAAACUCCCCACUAAAGAAGACGCCUUCAUCCAAUGACUCUUAUGUGUAAUGUCAUGGAUCUGAGAGUAAUGAUAAAGGCUAUUGGUAGCUAGUACUAAUGGUAUUGGUAGUGGUUGUAGUAGACUGUAAAAAAAAAUUGGAAACACUUAUCUUCCUCUAUCUUUUUUACUACAAAGCAUAGAAACGCGCCAUUUUCACAUAUGUUGAUGUUGGGGUGGUGCUCGAGAUGAUGAAUAUGAAAUAUUCAUGAAACACACCAAUAAUCCCACUGCCAAUAGACUGCCGAUAGGUACUUUUCACAGUGGGAGGCCGUUCCUUCUCUUGCUAGAACAAAAGUGAUACUUGCUACGUGCCGACCCGGUAGCGACGAACCUAUCGUUUCUAUUUGAAGAAUCGCAAUGCUUGUCAGUGGACAACAACUUGACUUUGAGACAAUCAGAGAGCACGAACCCUGACUUGGGGGAGCCAACAGGGAAAAAGAGGGCAUUUUCUCCAAACAUCCACAGAUGACCCAGUCAUACUUCAUAUGCAAUGUAGGCUAUGGGAUGGUAGCUAGCUAAGUGCACAGACCCAAUGCACACAACACUAAAUACUUCCUCCAAGCUAGCUAACCACUGUAGCUAGUAUUGACAUUAUAAUUAAAUCACAAUGGAUUAGCUUGUUUCCAUGAAACAGCUGCCUGUGUUUGCUGCCGAGUUAGUGCAGUGUCCUUAGCUAGCUAGCUAUGAAUAUGCUAAAGUUAGCUAGCUAGCUAAACAUUUGUCAAUGUGCUGGCACUGGUAGUAUGGGAUUAUGGAGAGUGAAUUAAAUUGUUUCUUCGUCAUCUUGCUAGGUAAUUAUAAUUACUGUGGCCAUCUGUCUAGUAUCAACAAGGGCUUUCUACAAAAUAGCAACAUUAGCGCAGCUAGUUUGGAAUGUAGACCAUAAGCAACACACACGGACAUGCAUUGCCAAACAACGCUAUUGCCACCUUCUGGUUUGGAGUAUUUUAACAAGGCUGAGCGGCUGAUGACUUCCAAGGUCUUUGCUGUGUGAACACAAAAGAGAUUGACUGCCGACACUCUGUUCAGAGGUGCUAAAUACUGUUGGCAGGCAAACAUUUACAUUACAUUUACAUUUACAUCAUUUAGCAGACGCUCUUAUCCAGAGCGACUUACGUUUGACAAUCCUAUCGGAGUGUCUAAGCUUUUAGGCUUUUGGUAGCUAGUACUUCUGUUAUUGGUAGUGGGAGUAGUAGACUGUUAGGGCUCAGACACAGAAUUAGCGUUUGCUGGCUGACAGUACUUAGCACCUCUGAACGUCGUUUUACAUGUAGAAUUGUGUGAAAAUGUUUGGCAGUCAGACGUCUACAGCGGGUGGUCUCUAAAACACGGCGCGCUGAACAAUUGGCAGACAAACGCUAGAUCCACAUUCAGUGCGAUGUGUGCGAACCUUAAGGCUAUUGGUAGUUAGUACUAAUGGUAUUGGUAGUCAAGGUCAAAGCUAAAGGGUCAGAGUUUUAUUCCACCUCUCUAGCCACUGGGAGCCCUCUGUCCUCUAACCCAUAUCUUUCCCCCUCUUCUUUUAUUAGAUUAUUCCUUUAUGCCCUUUUCUCCUCUUUUUGAAGUCUUGCCACUCUUGUUAAACGCAGGCCCCAGUGUGAGAGAGGGGGCUGGAGGGGGAUCGAGGAGGAGGGGUGUGGGUGUGUAGAGGUCGACAUUUGGGCCAGCGCAGUUCUAUCCAUUCAAGGUGGCAGCUAGGACGGGGGCUGUGCGUGGCUUUGGAUUAUUGACCCCUCCAUUUUUUGUAAAAUAAAAAAAAUAAGGGGCAGGGUUGCGAGAGUCCAGCUGGUGGUGUGAAUGGCUGUCCAAGGUGACUGGAUCCCAAUAAAGAGGCGGUCAGCCUGGCCGGGGGCCUCCUUCCCAGCCCAGACACAGCCUUUAUAGGCUGGCUUACGAGCCUGGGCCUCUAUUAAACCCUGUCCAGCCUGCGCUGAGGAAUUUAGGGCCAGGAAACAAGAGAAAAACAGGGGGGUUCGGGAUGGGCACGGGGGAGGUGAAUUGGGGUGACUGAAGGUGAAAGUUCAAAGGCAUGUUAGAGGGGAUUGGUUUGGGGGCUUGGUCGGUGAAUGUGGCUAAAUGUAUGGGUAUAUGAGCUUUUUUUACCAUUUAUAAAUGUGUGUGUGUAUAUCUAUGCAAAUGUAUGCUGAUGUGUUUUGUGUGUGAAGUCAGGGUAAACACAGUGCAUUUGAAGCUAUAUUUAGUAGCUAGAUGGUGCAUAGACCUGAAAUGUUCAGUGGUGAAAAAGGUGAAUAGAAAUAGAGUUUUUCCAGACAUGGACAAAGGUUUCCCUCAUCUGGGCUCCAUCAGUGUCGCGUUGUCUCUUUGUGCGAAAAUGUUUGUCAGUGUGUGUGUGUGUGUGUAUAUUACGUUGUUUAUUUUGCUGGUAGCAGUUGAAUGACUUUGCCUGUGGCACAGCAAAUGGUGUUAUAUUGUGUUCCAUUUUCCCCCUGCGAGACAGAAGGGAGGGACAGAGGGAGACAGCAGAGUCUCAUAAACACCUUCAGUCUGUUUGUUCAAAUGUGGCUAGAGGUAUACAAGCAUGUCGGGUUGGGCAGGCAUUCAAAUAAAAAAGACACCCACACACCAUUUAGCAGUCAGUUAGAGGUAUGCUCCACCCCCACUACCCAGUAGUGGAGACGCCAAUCAAAUCUAAUCUGCCAAUCAGCAUUUUAUCAGUGUAGCCAUCUGGCCAUCAGCUAAUUGUGUCUCUUUCCCUCUUUUGUCAAUCAGUGCUGCCCCCCUGGUAGAGCUGAAGGGUUAGUGGGGGGUUGGGCUUUUUUAUUUUAUUUUAUUUUUUUGUCAUUUAGCAGACGCUCUUAUCCAGAGCCAUUUACAGGAGCAAUUAGGAUUAAGUGCCUUGCUCAAGGGCACAUCAACAGAUUUUUCACCUAGUCGGCUCGGGGAUUAGAACCAGCGACCUUUCGGUUACUGGCACAAGGCUCUUACCCACUAAGCUACCUGCCGCCCUGGCUUGUAUUGUACCUUCAAAGAUAUUUGUGGGCUUCAGAAAGAAAGAAAUGUGUUCAUGUUCAUCCUCUGACAUGCAGUGUACCUAUUAGCUGCAAUACGGAAAUGUGCAGUAAGAUAACGUCUGUCUUUUUUGUCCCCCUUCUUUCUUUCUUUCUUUCUUUCUUUCUUUCUUUCUUUCUUUCUUUCUUUCUUUCUUUCUUUCUUUCUUUCUUUCUUUCUUUCUUCUCUCUCUCUCUCUCUCUCUCUCUCUCUCUCUCUCUCGCUCUUUCUCUCUCUGAGCAGCAGUGGAGACCCAGAGCACCAGCUCUGAGGAGAUGGUGCCCAGUUCACCCUCUCCGCCCCCUCCUCCCCGCAUCUACAAGCCCUGUUUCGUGUGCCAGGACAAGUCCUCUGGCUACCACUACGGGGUCAGCUCCUGUGAGGGUUGCAAGGUGAGACACAUCAAAACAGAGAGACACAAUAUACCCAGUCAUAAGUGCCUUCAGAAAGUAUUAAUAGUAUUCAUACCCCUCCACAUUUUGAUGUGUUACAGUCUGAAUACAAAAUUGUUUUUUUUCCCCCUCAACCAUCUUCACACACUACCCCAUAAUGACAAAGUUAAAACAUGUUUUUAGAAAUGUUUGCAAAUUUAUUGAAAAUGAAAUGCAGAAAUGUCUAAUUUACAUAAGUAUUCACACCCCUUUGCUAUGACACUCCAAAUUGAGCUCAGGUGCAUCCAAUUUCCUUUGAUCAUCCUUGAGAUGUCGCGACAACUUGAUUGGAGCCCACCUGUGGCCAAUUUAAUUGUUUGGACAUGAUUUAGAAAGAAACACACCUGUCUAUAUAAGGUCCCACAGUUGACAGUGCAUGUCAGAGAAGCAGACGAACAGGAGUGCCGUUGGCGAGAUGAGGAAGAGCUAGCUGAGGUUGCAGGGGAAUGGGUUCAAGAAGAUGGCGGACAAGGGAAAAAGGAAGAAACUGGGACAUAUUAUGAAUAAAUAUGGAGUGAGGGAUGGUACAAACCUUCUGGAAGACUUGGUGAAGGAGAAGAUGGCGGACAAGGGAAACAGAAGAAAAGUGAAAUAUGUCCUGAGUGAAUAUGUAAUGGAGGACUGCACAGAACUUCUGGAAGAACUAGAGAAGGAAAUUGAACAUGACAAGAGUGAGGGUGAAUCAAUUGUGGUGGCAGGUUUAGUGAUGACAGCCGAGAAUGAGUUGUGUAGAGGGAAGUGGGGUGAUAAGGAAGGUUGGCGAAUCUGGUCCAGUGGGAGUGAGAUUGAUGGAGAGAGUGGAUCCUUGCAGUUUGGCUGAUGAGUGGAAGACAGUGAUAAGGGAAAAUGGAACAAAAAGGGCUAAAGUUGUUAAUGAGUAUAGGUUUUUGGUUGGAGUAAGGUUCACUAACAAUUAUGCUUUUUUGGGAGAUCCGUUUGAAGUAUCAAGGAUGGUAAGGGAUGCAUUGGGAAAGGUGAAGUCGAUCAGAGUGACCAGAAGUGGUUUUGUUUUGAUUUCUUGUGUAUCGAAAGAGCGGAAGGAAAAAACAUUAAGGAUCAACAAACUAUCGACUUAUGAAGUGGAGAGUUUUUAUUUUUGUAGCAGAGCACCAUUAAAAGGUGUCAUCUCUGGCGUCACGUUGGAUGUGGAGGCCUCGUGGUUUACGAGGAGCAUACCAGGAGUAGUUGGAGCACGCUGGCUAAACCGUGUAGUGGAUGGGGAAAAAGAAGAAAGCCUGUCGGUAUUAUUGAUGUUUGACGAAGAGCAUCUCCCUUCACAUGUGAAGAUGGGAUAUGUUAGAUAUGCAGUGAGAGCUUUUGUGUCGAAGCUGUUGUUUUGGCAGAAUUGCAAAAGGUAUGGACAUGUAUCAAGUGUGUGCCGAAGGAAUGUUGUUGAAGAAUCUGAGGGUGUACGAUGUUGUAAUUGUGAUGCAACCACGUUCCCAAUUCCCCGGAGUGCCCGGUUAGGGUAAAGGAGUACGAAGUGGCAAGGGUCAGAUCUAUACAGCAGGUCUCCUACACAGAGGCACGUGAAAUAGUUGAAGGAGCGAGGGGAGAUGAAGAUAUGGCGGUGGAUGCUCCGCAGACUGUGGAGAUUCAGAGUGUUGUUCAACAGUUGAGGGAAACUGAUAUGCUGAUUGUGGAGUGUAUGGUGUUUAUCAUGGAUGUGAUUAAAGCAUUUCACCAAUCUAGGCAUAUGGGAGAGUGGCCAGACAGAUGUCAUUCUUGAGAAAAAGGUACAUGACAGCACGCCUGGCGUUAGCAAAAAGGCAACUAAAAGACUCUGAAGAGCAUAAGGCAAAAGAUUCUGUGGUCAGAUGAGACCAAAAUGGAACUCUUUGUCCUGAAUACAAAGUGCUAUGUCUGGAGAAAACCAGGCUCAUCACCCGUCUAACACCAUCCCUACCGUGAAGCACGGUGGCGGCAGCAUCAUGCUAUGGGGAUGCUUUUCAGCGGCAAGGACUGGGAGACCGGUAAGGAUGGAAGGAACAAUGAAUGGAGUCAAAUACAUGCAAAUUCUUGAUGAGAACCUGCUUCAGAGUGCAAACGACCUUAGACUGGGGUGAAGAUUUACAUUCCAACAAGACAAUGACCCAAAGAUGUGCAAAGCUGAUACAGACAUACCCAAGACGACUCAAAGCUGUAAUCACCUCUAACGGUGCUUCUACAAAGCAUUGACUCAGUGGUGUAAAUAGUUGUGUAAGUGAGAUAUUUCUGUAUUUCAUUUUCAAUAAAUUUGCUAAAAUUUCUAAAACAUGUUUUCACUUUGUCAUUUAGGGUUAUUGUGUGUAGAGAUGGGUGAGGGGAAAAAUCUAUGUAAUCCAUUUUGAAUUCCGGGUGUAACACAACAAAAUGUGGAAUAAGUCAAGGGGUAUGAAUGAAAGGAUGUAUAACACAAGCAAAUACAUGACAUAUACAGAAAAUGCAUACACAAACAAACAAGCCAGAAAGUCAGACCGGGGCAAACAGACAGUCUUCCAUAUUUGUUUCCAUGCAGUUUUAUCCCUAUUCCGAGAGGUUCCACGAUGUAAAGACGCCUGUGCUGCCCUCUGGUGGAAUCUUUAUCUAAGAAUAAGGGCAUGGGCUGAAAUAACCUCCUGUGGCUAUGGAGUGAGACAUAUUCCAUCUAUGCUCCAGACAUAUGGCCUUGUGACCAUUAAGAAUGUUUUAAUGCCUGAUUUCUCUCUCUUUUACUCUCUCUUGGUCUGUCGGUUUCUCUCUGUCUCUCCCUCCCUCGGUCUCUCUCUCUCUCUCUCUCUCUCUCUCUCUCUCUCUCUCUCUCUCUCUCUCUCUCAGGGAUUCUUCCGGCGCAGUAUUCAAAAGAACAUGGUGUAUACCUGCCACCGAGACAAGAACUGUCAGAUCAACAAGGUGACCCGUAACCGCUGUCAGUACUGCCGGCUGCAGAAGUGCUUUGAGGUCGGCAUGUCCAAAGAAGGUGAGUGCCAUUUUUGUCCAGUUUGCCUGCUGGGUAUGUUGUGCUCAAAUGUAAAGGUGUGAGGAGAUCAGAGACUGUUUGAAUACAGAGAGGUUGUGAGAGUGAUUGGGUGGCAAAUCAUUUGUAAAGGGAUCUCACUACAGUUUAUGUCUGUAAGUGUGUGUAUUGGGAUAGCUAUGGAUUACACUGAAAUCACAAUAUGGCCCCUCUAUAAGUGGAAAUUCUGAGAGGAAGGAACGAGUGGUAAGGGGUGAGUGGGAAGGGGUGAAGCAUGAGGGAUGUGUUUCUCUGUCAUUCGUCAACGAAAGACAACAACAAACACCACCAAUCCACCACUUUCCCUUACUCUCUCACUUAUCCUCGCUCCCUCUUUUUCUCCACCAUGCAGCGGUGCGUAACGACCGGAACAAGAAGAAGAAAGAUGUGAAGGAGGAGGUGGUAUUGCUGGAGAGCUACGAGCUCAGUGGAGAACUGGAGGAGCUAGUCAACAAAGUCAGCAAGGCCCACAAAGACACCUUUCCCUCACUCGUCCAGCUGGGCAAAUACACGACAGUAAGUCAAACACACACACACACACAUACACACACAUACACACACACACACCUCAGCCCUCUCUCUCCUGUUCCAGAACUCCAGUUCAGACCACCGUGUACAGUUGGACCUGGGGCUGUGGGAUAAGUUCAGUGAACUCUCCACCAAGUGCAUCAUCAAGAUAGUGGAGUUUGCCAAGCGCCUGCCAGGCUUCACCACCCUCACAAUUGCUGACCAGAUCACUCUCCUCAAAUCAGCCUGUCUGGACAUACUGGUACCUAAACACCUCUCUCCCUCCACCUACACUCUGUCUGUACUCCUCUCUGCCUCACUGCUCUCUCCCUCCACCUUCACUCUUCUCUCCCUCACUACAACCUAUCUACUCAUCUCUCUCCCUCACAAUGCUCUAUCCAUACUCCUCUUUCCCUUAACACACUAUCCACAUGUCACUGUCCUCAAUCCUUUGUCACUCCCUACACUUUACAAUCCCCCUCUUCCUCACCCUCCCUUUUCAUCAUCCUUGUUGUCAUUAUUCCCCUAACCUCUCCAUCCUCUCCUCUCCUCCCCUCCUCUCAGAUGCUGAGGAUCUGCACUCGCUACACUCCGGAGCAGGACACAAUGACCUUCUCCGACGGGCUGACCCUGAACCGGACCCAGAUGCACAACGCAGGCUUCGGCCCUCUCACAGAACUGGUGUUUGCCUUCGCUGGCCAGCUGCUGCCUCUGGAGAUGGACGACACAGAGACCGGCCUGCUCAGCGCCAUCUGCCUGAUCUGCGGAGGUACUGCUGUUAGUGUGUGUGUGUGUGUGUCUGUGUACACGCACAGGUGUGUCUCAAUCAGGGCUCUAAAGUGCAACCAUUUUGGUGGCAUAUGCUCCUAACCAUUUUGCUGUGAGACCUGGAAUUUUUAUUUGGGAGAACCGAUGCAUCUAGAUAAUUGUUGUAAGGAUUAGGCUUCGCUCUACCGUUGUUUCUGAGUGCCCUAGAGAAAAAUGCGAGCGCAUAUUCGUUAGCAUCAUGGUUGUACCAUUACUACAGCGAAAACAGCUUGUUUCUUCGCAUUUUACAUUCAUUUGUUUACACUUUGUUCAGCCCUGUUACCUCAUUAGCUAGCUAGCUGGCUAGCUAACAACCUGGUAACUUUACUAAUAGGCUAUAUCCGAACAUUUGUGGGCACAGAAAUAAAGUUACAUGGAUAGCUUCUUCAGGAGAUCAGUGAUCAUAGCAAUGAAUGAAUGACUAAUCUCUUGCAUGUUGCCACUCACAAACAAUGUUCUAAAAGAGACAGUGUACAAUUUCACUUUUACACAAUUUAGAAACCUAAUAUUCUACAAACAACUUUGUAAUUUCAAUGACAGGUAUUUGUAUCAACAUUUUAGCGUUUUAUAAUACACAUUUAUUUACAGGGUUACAUAUUAGUUUCUAGAGAACAAUAUCAGAAGUAGCUAGAACACAGUACAUACAGGCCAAAUAUAGGCUAUAUCUCAAUCGGUGCUCCUAAAUGUUAUGUUGUGCUCCAAACUUUUAUAAGUUGGGAGCACCAGUGCUACCAAUUACUAAUUUGAAUUUAGAGCCCUGGCUCAAUAUACUAAGUACAAUACACUUAGCAGACUCUUGCCUCUUCUCUUUGUGUUCCUGUCUUUUCUUUCCUUCUCCCUGACCCUAUGUCAUUGGCUGCUAACUCUUUCAUACCCAUCAUUGGCUCUCCCCCUUCCUGACCCUGUGUGAUUGGCUCUCUCCCUCAGACCGUAUGGACCUGGAGGAGCCCCAGAAGGUGGACAAGCUACAGGAGCCCCUCCUGGAGGCCCUGAAGAUCUACGCCCGCCGCAGACGCCCCAACAAGCCCCACAUGUUCCCCCGCAUGCUGAUGAAGGUCACUGACCUCAGGGGCAUCAGCACCAAGGGUCAGUACAGAUAA
Coregonus sp. 'balchen' is the source of this 25426-nucleotide messenger RNA. NCBI's taxonomy places the organism in Eukaryota, Metazoa, Chordata, Actinopteri, Salmoniformes, Salmonidae. The record is from the annotation of a GenBank genome assembly.